Messenger RNA from Ficedula albicollis (Collared flycatcher), 343 nucleotides. RefSeq names its product cytochrome c oxidase assembly factor 3 homolog, mitochondrial. Gene Ontology annotation, cellular component: mitochondrial inner membrane. The transcript has 3 exons. Gene Ontology annotation, biological process: mitochondrial respiratory chain complex IV assembly. Lineage: Eukaryota; Metazoa; Chordata; Aves; Passeriformes; Muscicapidae. The annotation marks the transcript as partial. The record is from RefSeq and is a predicted model, not a curated record.
GCUCCGAUGCCGCGACCGGCACGCGCUGGGCCUCAGCCAACCACUCGACGCCGCGCGCCGCUCGGGCCCUCCGAUUGGCCAGCGCUCCCGCCGGAACCCGCGGGAGCCGGGGGAGGCGGCGUUCGCGCGACGCAUCGACCCGUCCCGGGAGCCGGGGCUCAGCCCCGAGCAGCGCCGCCUCAUAGCGCAGGUGGAGUACGCCCAGCGCCAGCGCGUCCUGCAGCGCCGGCUCCGCAGCCGCAACGUCCUGCUGGCGCUCGGGAUCGGCGCGGUGACAUUUGGCAUCUACGGUUACACCUUCUACUCGGUGUCGCAGGAGCGGUUCUUGGACGAGCUGGAGCAG